GGGGGGGGGACUUUUUGAAGCAAAUAAGCAUUCGUCCUGCUUGGACUUGUUUUAAUGUAUUACUACGAGCAGGUAGCGGGCAGCCAAACAGCUUUCUAUAUUCAAGCAAUCCAUCGUCAUCCGGCCAUAUUUAUUGUUUUUGAUGAUUCGGUGGUUUGUGUGGAUCCGUUUCAGGGUUAUAUUUGCUUACAUUUUUUCUUUUUUCUUCUCUUAUUAUGCACAAUAAAAAUAAAUCACUCUCAGCUCUUACAAACCAGCCACAGUAUGGUGGCUGAUGAGGGACAUUAGUUGUACUCGCAUUUGAAUAUGUGCUUCACUUUGUAAUAGUUGACUUCCCUUUUUUUUUUUUUUAAAUAAAGAAAUAUAUAUAGUUUAAAAAAAAAAAAAAUGGUAAUAUUCUUUUACAGUUGAAUCUUCAGUCCUGAUCAUAACUACCAAUUAAUCAUUCACUUUAAGAAUUUUUUACUUUUAAAUGCUGGUUUUCAUUUUUGCCAAAAACAUUUUAUUAUUUUCUGUAUACUAAAUGAAAGUUGUUUUUCUCACAAUAUUGAGGUUUAAAUGAAGGUCUGUUUUUGACAAAGUGAUUUAAUUUGCACCUCAUCAUCCAUCCACCGCGAGCAACAUGGAUUUAGGGCACAGUGACCUGACCCUAGGUCAGUUUGAGCUACUAAACAAUGAGCUGUUACAACUGAACGCACUAUUCUGAGGACAUCAUAGUCACAAUUUAGUGUAAUGUACUAAAGCCUCUACUACUUAAACUUCAUGCCGAUUUAAAUUAACCAAUUAAAGCUGCAAUAUUUCCAUAAAUCAUCCCAAUAACUGAAUUGUUUUUAUUGGUUAGUUUGGGAGAUCAGGCUGUAUUUCAUAGAUAUUUAGUCUUGGUGUUCCUCUGGGAAGCUGUUUGGGUCCCCUGUUGUUUUUGUUACAUUUGGAUAUCUUCUAACUGUAAUGUUUAUUUCUGCUCCUGUACGCCGACGAUGAACAAUUCUACGUUGCUUUUUCGAGACAAUUGAUACAGAUACAAACCUUCUAAUUGUCUGUCAAUAAAUGGAUCAGUUCUUGUUUCAUACAUUCACAUUGUUAAGAAAUUAACGUAUUUUAUUGGCAAUACCAUGGCAUUUUUUAAAAUUGUUUUCAUUUAAAGUGAAUUAAGACAAAAAGUUAAUCAUUAUUAUUAUUAUAUAAGAGGUUUUUUGAUGUCACGUCUGAAUUGCUUGGUCAAUUUUUUAACCCCGGUGUUAUUUUCGUCCCUCUUAUUAAAACAACAACUUUUUUUCCCAAAGUAUUUUUGUCUAACCAGAAGUCGUGUUUUGGAGAUAACUAAUUCUUUACCGUCGGUCAUAAAUAGGAUUCUCUCUUCCUGUUUAAAACCUUCCAUCGGCUGUUUGUUCUCUGGUGCAUCUGGUUAUACUUUGUUACAAAACAACGGCGGCUUCGUGCAUUCCUGACAUAUGUUUCCAAACUUGUGUCGACAUGAAAAAUGUCAUCACCCCGAGUGUUUCAUACUGUAUUGAGAUGUUUGAGGGGCGUCUGUGUGUCAACGAGAACGGCAACUAAUGAUCGUUUGGUUUAUACAACAAUAUUGAUUGUACUCUCGUGUAAGACCACAACAGAAAUGGCACAUUCUCAUGUUUGAGAACCCACGAACCGUCAAAUAUUUGGCUUUUCUUUGUGAGAAAAAGGACUUCAGAAAAUAGUUGCUGAUUAAUUCUCUUUUGCGCAACCAAUGGAUUAAUCAGCUCGUCCUUGCAGCUCAAAUACAAAUUAAAAUACCGACUAACUAUUAAAAAAAAAAUACCUAUAUAUUUUUCUGGAGUUGCCACAGGUAUUACUACAUGCAUUGAUGUAACACUUCAAUACACAAACUCCUGUAGUAAUACACUGAUGAUGAAUAGUAUAAAGUACCUCAUAGAACCGCACUUUUAACAUAUAUCACAUAUAAAUGCACAAUCAGAUGAGAAGGAUUUAUUUUUCUGUUGACGUUGUUGGAUUUUCUAUUUUUGGGGUUUUGUCAACAAGGUUGUUACGUAAUGAAGGUAAUAAAAGUCUAUAAUUAAUCAGUUAUUUUUGUAAUAAACGCCGUUGUCGCACCUCGUUGUUGUUGUUGUGUCGCCCUUACCUGUACAGGUGCAAUGAUUUCAGCUCGCUCCUGUGCUUCCGCCCAGAUUCUGUCAGUCUUUGUGGCCGUAAGUGAUUCACACGAGGAACGCCGGCCGCUCCCUUUGGCACAGGCAGCAUCGCUCACGCAUGGGGGGGGUUCAUGUCCCUGACCUCUCCUGAACUUCUAGGUUUAGACAAACACUGUUUUUCAUAUACGUGUGUGUGUGUGUGUGUGUUUUCAUGCUACUUUAUACUUAUGCUCCAGUGAUUCUGAGGGAAUUAUUGUAGUUUUUACUCUUAAGUUGCUGCACUAUAUGUUGUAUUAUUUGCCCAGCAGUAUAUAAUUCAGUUAAAAAUGAGCCCAGUGUUCAUUAAAGUGACGAAACACGUCAAUGCAUCAAUAAUUAUCAUCUAAUUGCACAAAUUGAGAAUGCAGGACUUUAACUUGUAAUUAAAAGAUCUGAAUACGUCGGUGUGUGUGUGUGUGUGUGUGUGUGUGCGUGCAUAUGAGCCGCGGGCGUGUGGUAGUCAGGGUGUGUUUGCACGAGGGUGUGUGUGUGUGUGUUUUUGUUUAUUGACAGUUAAAGGAGGCGGGCCUCCAGAGGUGGAACCUGUUCUGCUGCUCCAGGUGAGCUGUCCGUCCACCUGCCUGCAGCCGCUCUCCUCAGUCACAACCUGCAGAGCAGCUGGCGGCGUGGACUCGUCACCGUGUGCCCGGAAAGGUCCUCGACACGACUUCAGCAACGCGGAGGCCCCAACACACACGCCGAUGGACCCUGAGACGUGAACCCGCCGGGGAAGGACGCUCUGACCUCGGAGCAAUCGGAGGAGGGAGGAGCUUGUCGUUCAACAACAGUUCCUCAGCCAAUCAGGGACCGGGGGAAGGGGCAACAACAACAAUUUUGAUCAACUGUCAAAAGCACCGAAGGUGUUAAAAGUGCUGAAGGUGAUGGAGCCGUUUGAUGACAUGGUCAAAGUCCUCACCAGGAACAACUUGAGCAAGAGCCUCGGAAACUUGGACGAGUGUUCCAAGAGUCCCGACACGAUGCUGAAGGAUUCCUACAACAAACUCUACAAUGCCAGAAUCCGGAAGUUUAUGAAACGUGACACGGUCGGUUCCAUGGAGAGCAUCGUAAGCGAGGAUGGUACUGCCAAGCCAACUGUAACGGGCUCAUCCAUGAAGACCGACAUGGGGUUGCCUCGCCUCGGAGUUGACUUCGGACUUAUGAAAAACAGGAUUCGGACCACAGACAUUGACGAAGAUUCCCAAUCUGAUGACGCUGGAGAACUAACAUAUGGCAGCAAUCUGAACCUUCCACAUAUGGGUGGAGCUCACGUACCGAGACUGAAAGUCGAUGCUAGAAGUCCAAAGUUUAACCCUCCAGACUUCCAUUUAUCCGGAAGAUUACCAGAGGGUCAAAACACUACAGCUGGUCUACAACUGCCAAACACUGAUAGUCCGUCAAUUGACUUGACGAUGCCAAAUUUACAAAGACAUCAAAUUGGACUGGAGAGCAACAGAACUUUGAGAGCUCCAGAAAUGGGUUUGGACUUACAAGGUUCAGGUGUUAGUACCCCUGACAUGGGGAUACACCUUAAUGGGGGAAACAUCACUAGUCCAUCCUUUGACAGCGGUGUUGAAAGAACAAACGAAAUGCCAAAAUUCAAAAUGCCAAACUUGGGCCUCUCUGGAACUUCUUUCAGUGAUCCAGAUGGUGAGUUCAAUACACCAAAGGUAAGAGCCCCACAUGGUCUCUCGGGUAAACUCAAGUAUUCCCAGAGACUGAAGAACCCAGAUCUUAAUCUGGACAAUCCUUCCGGUUAUAUCGAGUCAGCUAACCUCAGGCUGUCUGGGAGAUCUCCUGACUUGGACUUAGAAAUGCCAGGUGUUGAUGUAUCAAAACUUGAUAUACACGGGCCAAACAUUGACGUGCCUUCAGGUAAAGUCAAAAUGCCUCUCGUGAAACCAACGAUUAAAUUACCGGAUUUAGAUGUUGAUAACCCAUCUGGUAAAUUGCCUAUGCCCAAAUUUGGGUUCUCAGGCAAGAGGGAAACUGAUGUUAAAACACCUGACUUGAGUCUCAAAACACCAAAGAUAAAGGGUGGGAUUCAUGCACCCAAUGUAAAUACACCAAAAGCUGACCUAAAAGGACCAAAUCUAGCCUUAGGCAUUCCAUCGGUCGACACUAAAGUUCAAUCCGGAAAAUACAAAGCUCCUAAAUUUAAAAUGCCCCAAUUUGAUUCACCAGACAUUCAAGUUCCUGGUUUUAACGGAGAGGGACCAGAUGGUGAGUUAAGGACUCCUGACUUUGAUCUCUCAGCCCCCAAAUUCAAAGGAGCUUUUGGCUCCCCAGAUUUGAAUUUGCCGGAGAUGGACUUUAAUGAACCCAAACUUGAUCUUAGCAGCCCAGACGUCAACUUAGAUAUGCCCUCAGGUAAAUUUGCGUUACCGUCAAUUAAGAAACCAGAUAUUAGCUGGAAUGCUCCUGACAUGCAUAUUGACGCUCCCUCAAGCAAAUUUAAAAUGCCAAAAAUGAAGCUUUCAGGACCAAAUUUAGACUCACCAGAUCUAAAUCUUAAAGCGCCAAAGAUAAAGGGUGGAAUUAAUGCCCCUAACUUGGACUUACCAAACAUGGACUUCAAAGCUCCAAAGUUCGAUGUGAACGCUCCAGAUGUCAAUCUUGGUUCAAAAUUAAGGAUGCCAAAAUUUAGUUUUCCAAACCUAAGAGGACAAGAGAUUGAUGGCAAUUUGGAUGGUCCAGACAUUAAUGUUGAUGCACCCAAUGUCAACCUUAAAGGUCCUAAAGCAGAUUUGGGAAUGCCAGAUUUUGAUAUUUCUGGUCCAUCGGGUAAAUUCAAAAAGCCAAAAUUUAACCUGCCGGAUAUUGGGCUUUCUAGUCCAAAGUUAGAUGGCCCCAACCUGGACCUCAAAUCACCUGAUCUCAAUUUCUCCAGCCCUAAACUCAGUGGUGGAAUAAAUGCUCCAGACAUAAACAUGCCCACGUUUGACCUCAAAAGCCCAAAGCUGGACCUGAAUACCCCAAAGCUCAACAUGGACAUGCCAUCAGGUAACCUGAAAAUGCCAGAGCUUCAUUCUCCAGACUGGGAUGUUAAAGCUCCUUCGGGCAAAUUGAAAAUGCCGAAAUUAAAACUUUUAGGUACAUUACCAAAAGGACCUAAAAUGGACAUUGACGCAGAUCUGAAAGCUCCAAAGAUAAAGGGUGGAAUUGAUGCCCCUGACUUGGACUUACCAAAUAUGGACCUUAAAGCUCCCAAAUUCAAUGUUAACACUCCAGACGUUAACAUUGAUUCACCCAAAGGAAAAUUUAAAAUGCCCAAAUUCAAAAUGCCCAAAUUUACCUUUCCAAGCCGAAAGAAAACUACAUUUGACGGAAACUUUGAAGGCCCAGAUGUUGACGUAAAUGCACCCAAAGUCAACCUAAAUGGUCCCAACGCUGGUUUUGGAAUGCCAGAUUUAGAUAUUUCUGGUCCAUCGGGUAAAUUCAAAAAGCCCAAUUUUAACCUGCCUGAUUUUGGGCUUUCUGGUCCAAAGUUAGAUGGCCCGAACUUGGACCUGGAAUCACCUGAUCUAGAUAUAUCUGGACCCAAUCUCAGUGGUGGUUUCAAUGUUCCAGACAUAAACAUGCCUAAAGGUAAUCUUAAGACCCCCAAACUGGACCUUAAUGCCCCAAACUUAGGCAUACCAUCAGGUAAACUAGAAAUGCCAGAGCUUCCUUCUCCAGACUGGGAUAUUAAAGCUCCCUCAGGCAAAUUGAAAAUGCCUAAAUUCAAUCUUUCAGGUCCAAAGGGACCUAAUAUGGACAUAAACACAGAUCUGAAAGCUCCAAAGAUAAAGGGUGGAAUUGAUGCCCCUGACUUGGACUUACCAAACAUGGACCUUAAAGCUCCCAAGUUCGAUGUAAACGCUCCAGACGUUAACAUUGGUUCACCCAAUGCAAAAUUUAAAUUGCCCAAAUUCAAAAUGCCCAAAUUGAACUUCCCAAGCCUAAAAGGACCUGAAAUUGACGGAAACUUUGAUGGCCCAGAUGUUGAUGUAAAUGCACCCAAUGUCAACCUCAAAGGUCCCAACGCUGGUUUUGGAAUGCCAGAUUUUGAUAUUGCUGGUCCAUCGGGUAAAUUCAGAAAGCCCAAUUUUAACCUGCCUGAUUUUGGGCUUUCUGGACCAAAGUUAGAUGGCCCGAACUUGGACCUGAAAUCACCUGAUCUAGAUAUAUCUGGUCCCAAUCUCAGUGGUGGUUUCAAUGUUCCAGACAUUAACAUGCCGAAAGUCGAUCUUAAAAGCCCCAAACUGGACCUUAAUGCCCCAAAGCUCAACAUGGACAUGCCAUCAGGUAAAAUAAAAAUGCCAGAUCUUCAGUCUCCAGACUGGGAUAUUAAAGCUCCCUCAGGCAAAUUGAAAAUGCCUAAAUUCAAUCUUUCAGGUCCAAAGGGACCUAAUAUGGACAUAAACACAGAUCUGAAAGCUCCAAAGAUAAAGGGUGGGAUUGAUGCCCCUGACUUGGACUUACCAAACAUGGACCUUAAAGCUCCCAAGUUCGAUGUAAACGCUCCAGACGUUAACAUUGGUUCACCCAAUGCAAAAUUUAAAGUGCCCAAAUUUAAAAUGCCCAAAUUGAAUUUCCCAAGCCUAAAAGGACCUGAAAUUGACGGAAACUUUGAUGGACCAGAUCUUGAUGUGAAUGCACCCAAUCUCAACCUCAAAGGUCCCAACGCUGGUCUGGGAAUGCCAGAUUUUGAUAUUUCUGGUCCAUCGGGUAAAUUCAAAAAGCCCAAUUUUAACCUGCCUGAUUUUGGGCUUUCUGGUCCAAAGUUAGAUGGCCCUAACUUGGACCUCAAAUCACCUGAUCUAGAUAUAUCUGGACCCAAUCUCAGUGGUGGUUUCAAUGUUCCAGACAUAAACAUGCCUAAAGGUAAUCUUAAGACCCCCAAACUGGACCUUAAUGCCCCAAACUUAGGGAUGCCAUCAGGUAAAUUAGAAAUGCCAGAGCUUCCUUCUCCAGACUGGGAUAUUAAAGCUCCCUCAGGCAAAUUGAAAAUGCCUAAAUUCAAUCUUUCAGGUCCAAAGGGACCUAAUAUGGACAUAAACACAGAUCUGAAAGCUCCAAAGAUAAAGGGUGGAAUUGAUGCCCCUGACUUGGACUUACCAAACAUGGACCUUAAAGCUCCCAAGUUCGAUGUAAACGCUCCAGACGUUAACAUUGGUUCACCCAAUGCAAAAUUUAAAGUGCCCAAAUUUAAAAUGCCCAAAUUGAACUUCCCAAGCCUAAAAGGACCUGAAAUUGACGGAAACUUUGAUGGACCAGAUCUUGAUGUGAAUGCACCCAAUCUCAACCUCAAAGGUCCCAACGCUGGUCUGGGAAUGCCAGAUUUUGAUAUUUCUGGUCCAUCGGGUAAAUUCAAAAAGCCCAAUUUUAACCUGCCUGAUUUUGGGCUUUCUGGUCCAAAGUUAGAUGGCCCUAACUUGGACCUCAAAUCACCUGAUCUAGAUAUAUCUGGACCCAAUCUCAGUGGUGGUUUCAAUGUUCCAGACAUAAACAUGCCUAAAGGUAAUCUUAAGACCCCCAAACUGGACCUUAAUGCCCCAAACUUAGGGAUGCCAUCAGGUAAAUUAGAAAUGCCAGAGCUUCCUUCUCCAGACUGGGAUAUUAAAGCUCCCUCAGGCAAAUUGAAAAUGCCUAAAUUCAAUAUUUCAGGUCCAAAGGGACCUAAAAUGGACUUAAACACAGAUCUGAAAGCUCCAAAGAUAAAGGGUGGAAUUGAUGCCCCUGACUUGGACUUACCAAACAUGGACCUUAAAGCUCCCAAGUUCGAUGUAAACGCUCCAGACGUUAACAUUGGUUCACCCAAUGCAAAAUUUAAAGUGCCCAAAUUUAAAAUGCCCAAAUUGAACUUCCCAAGCCUAAAAGGACCUGAAAUUGACGGAAACUUUGAUGGACCAGAUCUUGAUGUGAAUGCACCCAAUCUCAACCUCAAAGGUCCCAACGCUGGUCUGGGAAUGCCAGAUUUUGAUAUUUCUGGUCCAUCGGGUAAAUUCAAAAAGCCCAAUUUUAACCUGCCUGAUUUUGGGCUUUCUGGUCCAAAGUUAGAUGGCCCUAACUUGGACCUCAAAUCACCUGAUCUAGAUAUAUCUGGACCCAAUCUCAGUGGUGGUUUCAAUGUUCCAGACAUAAACAUGCCUAAAGGUAAUCUUAAGACCCCCAAACUGCACCUUAAUGCCCCAAACUUAGGGAUGCCAUCAGGUAAAUUAGAAAUGCCAGAGCUUCCUUCUCCAGACUGGGAUAUUAAAGCUCCCUCAGGCAAAUUGAAAAUGCCUAAAUUCAAUAUUUCAGGUCCAAAGGGACCUAAAAUGGACUUAAACACAGAUCUGAAAGCUCCAAAGAUAAAGGGUGGAAUUGAUGCCCCUGACUUGGACUUACCAAACAUGGACCUUAAAGCUCCCAAGUUCGAUGUAAACGCUCCAGACGUUAACAUUGGUUCACCCAAAGGAAAAUUUAAAAUGCCCAAAUUCAAAAUGCCCAAAUUGAACUUCCCAAGCCUAAAAGGGCCUGAAAUUGACGGAAACGUUGAUGGCCCAGAUCUUGAUGUAAAUGUACCCAAUGUCAACCUCAAAGGUCCCAACGCUGGUUUGGGAAUGCCAGAUGUUGAUAUUGCUGGUCCAUCGGGUAAAUUCAAAAAACCGAAGUUUAACCUGCCGGAUAUUGGGCUUUCGGGUCCAAAGUUAGAUCGCCCGAACCUGGAUCUCCAAACACCUGAUCUAGAUAUAUCUGGACCCAAUCUUAGUGGUGGAUUAAAUGCUCCAGACAUGAACAUGCCUGGAAAAUUUAAAAAGCCACAUUUGAAAAUGCCUGAUGUGGGGUUUUCUAGUCCAAAGUUAAAUCGCCCAAACUUUGGCAUCAAAUCACCGGAUCUUAAUGCCAAAUUACCAAAAGGACCAAAUUUGAAUUUAAAGUCAGACUUUAAAACUCCAGAUUUGAAUCUCAAAGCUCCAAAAUUGAAAGGUGGAAUCGAUAUCCCGAAAUUGGGAUUGCCGAAAAUGGACUUUCAUGCUCCCAAGGUAGAUAUGGACACUCCAGAUGUCAACAUGGGUUUCCCUGAUUUAACUUUAAAAAAGCCCAAGAUCAAAAUGCCAAUGGUCCCCAACGUUGAUAUAAAUGGGCACCUACAGGGCCCUGACUUAAAUAUCCCAAAUGUAGAUGUCAAUGGUCCAAAAGGACAAUUUAAAAUGCCAAGUGUAAAUACACCAGACCUCAGUUUCUCUGGACCUAAGGCAAAACUACCAGAUCUAAGUAUGCCAGAUUUACAUUUGCCGGAUACCAGUUUCAACGCUCCCAAGCUGGACCUCAAUGCACAACGUCCUGAUCUCGGGAUAAAUGGUAAUUUAGGACGCCCUGACGUGAACUUUACUGCCCCUAAUGUCAAAGGAGGACUAAGAGGUCCAGACUUUGGCAUGAAUGUUCCCUCAGGAAACAUCCAGGUUUCUCAACCUGAUUAUGACUUGCAAGACAGAACAUUCAAACUCCCUAACUUCAAGACGCCUCAGUUUGUAGGUCCAGAUGUUAACGGGGAAGGGUCUGGUAUUGACUUUGGUGCAUCUAUGAGACGAACAAAUCUGGAUAUUUCUCCUCUGAAUGCAAAACUGAAUAUGAAACCAUCACAGUUGAUCGGGGAUUUCACAGGUCCAAAUGUAAAGGGUCCAAAGAUGCCGAAAGUGGAAAUGCGGAAUCCGGGGCUGCAGCUCAGAUCUCCCGAUCUGAACAUCGAUGAUCUUUCACCUAAUUUCACAGAACCCUCUUAUAGGAAUCGCAGAUCAGAUAUCCCGGGGGCGAACAUGAGAAUGCCCGACCUGGACGUAGACGGAGACGUCAGACUUCGUCACGCUGACAGACGUCCGACUGCGCACCAAGUGAGGUCCAGCCGCCCUCAGGCGGACGCUGGUUUCGGCCAACGCGUUAAUUUCAACCAAUCAGAUCUGAACAUCGAUGAUUUCACGGGAAAGGAUCACGUGCUUAGAUCGAAAGGUUCACAACUCGAGUUCCAGGCGCCGCGUGGCUUCGGACGGGGGGUCCCCCCGUCGGGUCGUAACAUCGACAUGAGGGACCCCAGAGAAACCGAUAGAAUGCAUUCUGGUGGCAUCGAUAUGUUUGCAAUGCAGGAACGAGCAAUGCAGGAACGAGCAAUGCAGGAACGAGCAAUGCAGGAAAGGGCAAUGCAGGAAAGGGCCAUGCAGGAAAGGGCAAUGCAGGAAAGGGCCAUGCAGGAAAGGGCAAUGCAGCAGAGAGCAAUGCAGGAGAGAGCAAUGCAGGAGAGAGCAAUGCAGCAAAGAGCAAUGCAGCAAAGAGCAAUGCAACAAAGAGCAAUGCAGCAGGUACCGAACGCACGUUUGCCACAUUCAUCUCAAGAUCCAAGAAUACGAGUCCCCGACAACUCAGGCGAAUACUACGUCACCACUUUUCCCCACCAAGACCAAAAUCAAAGAAUGUCAAACCACAAAUAUAACACGCUUGGGGGUCCAGACUUUCGUCCACGGAACAUGGACCUUGAAGUCCCGGCAAGAAAUUACCAAAAAGGGGGUCCGACUUCCUUUUUGUCCAACCUCAUGUAGGUUUAAACCCCUGGUGUUUCUUUGAAUAAGCUUUUUAUAUGUUGUAUGACGUAAGCUGUUGUGUGUUUAUUGGAUGACUUGUGCAAUUUUACUUAUUUAAGUGUGUUUGUUUGUAUAUAAAAAACAAUCUCGUUGCUUCGUAAUGAUGAAGCCUACUUUACGAUACAGCAUUCUUGCACUUGUUUUUAAUAUGUAAAUUAAUUAGUUUACCACAUUUUGUAAAUUGUAGUAUGCGUUACUGGGCAAGAAGGUAUUAUUUCUCUUUUAUUAUUAAGAGUAUUAUCUACAUUUAAGUUAGCUUUUGCCACUCAAAAUGUCCGACUUUUCUUUUUCAGUUUACUGCUGAUGUUGAAACUCGAGGAGGAAAUUUGUAAAAUAUAUUUUUUACGAGAUCAAAAGAUUUACAUAUCAACUUAAUUUAAAAUAUCCAAAGUUGUGCAUAUGUUUGUAUUAUACUCUAUGUCAAUAUUUUUUAAACUCAAUUUAUUUUUGUAUUUAUUGGAGAUAUACAGUAUAGUUGAGUUUCUAUAAUUUCUAUAACCAUUUGUGCUUCAAAAUGUUUAAGCAAUAAUAGAAUGAUAAUGAAAUUAUUUAAGAUGACUAUAUAUUCUAAACUGUAAAACCUGACUGGCUGUUUUAGACGUAACCAUGAAGCUGUUAAAAUGGGUUAUUGUGGGCAGACCUUAUGUUAUUGUAUUGUUUUGUACGAAUUAAUA
This is a messenger RNA of Cyclopterus lumpus (lumpfish), 11439 nucleotides long. Its product is annotated as neuroblast differentiation-associated protein AHNAK. Lineage: Eukaryota; Metazoa; Chordata; Actinopteri; Perciformes; Cyclopteridae. The record is from RefSeq and is a predicted model, not a curated record. Gene Ontology annotation, biological process: regulation of RNA splicing. Gene Ontology annotation, cellular component: cytoplasm; nucleus. Bases 3050 to 10723 code for a protein of 2557 amino acids. The transcript has 4 exons.